Molecule: messenger RNA, 894 nt
Organism: Cavenderia fasciculata
Lineage: Eukaryota; Evosea; Eumycetozoa; Acytosteliales; Cavenderiaceae
Gene: eriA
Product: putative RNase III
Exons: 1
Coding region: 1-894 (297 amino acids)
Biological process (GO): exonucleolytic trimming to generate mature 3'-end of 5.8S rRNA from tricistronic rRNA transcript (SSU-rRNA, 5.8S rRNA, LSU-rRNA)
Molecular function (GO): 3'-5'-RNA exonuclease activity; nucleic acid binding
Source: RefSeq, a predicted model, not a curated record
AUGGAUCAAUUCAAAUAUGUAAAGAGAGAAAAGAAAGUAUCUAGUGCUGAUUCUUCUUCCUCUCCUUCUCCUUCUUCAUCUACAUCAUCAACUUCAACUACAUCUACAGUACCAUCAUCAACAUCUACAGUAUCAAUACAAGAAGAAACAUUAUUAUUACCAAAAAUAGUCAAACAACCAUUUAAAUAUAUAGUAGUAUUAGACUUUGAAGCAACAUGUGAUGAUGGAACCAAAAUAAAGAAUCAAGAGGUGAUUGAAUUUCCAUCGGUCAUUGUCGAUGUUGAAAAGCAACAGGUUGUAGCUCAAUUUGCAGAGUAUGUCCGACCGGUCUACAACCCAACCUUGUCGGCAUUUUGCACGCAAUUGACUGGCAUACAACAGGCUACUGUCGACAGUGCAGACAUCUUUGAAAAUGUAUUCAAGAGACACUUUAAAUUCUUGGUUGACAAUAAACUGCUACAAGAGAAUGGAGCCAGAAACGAAGAGAAUCCAUUUGCAGUAUUGUGUUGUGGUGAUUGGGACCUACUUCAAAUGCUUCCUGCUCAAUGUAGGAUCAAUAAGAAUGAAUCGGGAGAAUUACAUUAUCUGCCACCACCCAACUACUUUACCGAAUGGAUCAACGUUAAAAAGAUAUUUGAAAAGAAUUAUAAUAUGUCUGCCUAUGGAAUGGCCAAUAUGCUCCGCCAGCUAUCUAUACCUCUAGUUGGACGUCAUCAUUCCGGUAUCGAUGAUUGUCGAAACAUCUCUAGUAUAGUCAUCGCAAUGUUAAAGAAAGGUUGUCUCUUUGAAAUAACAACCACACAUAAACCUAAACCUCCAAAAGAACCAAAACAACAAUAUCCAAAGAAAGAUAAUAAUAACAAUAAUAAUAAAUCUUCUCAACCUCCAAAAUAA